AUUAGAGAAAGCGUUUGUUCGCUCGAAAUCAAUCAUCAACACACCAAGAAUAACAUUGCUGAGUACAACACUACUUUUUGUACCUGCUUGUUUUAUAAAACCCAACCGACACACGAUAUAUACACUCUCUUAUUUUUCCUUCUCCCCUAACUAUUUUAAUUCUCUCUUUUUCGAAAAAGCUCGAAUCAUAAUACAAAAUGAGUGAUAAUCAUAAUACUACUUCUACAGUAACACAACCAACAUCACCGAUGCGUGAUGAUACAUCCGAGUCUUCCAGUCAUACAUCCAAUUCUAAUGCCAAUGUUGAAAUUGCACAACCAACUGUGUUUGCCAGACAAAUUCCUCACAAUAUGUCCUUCUCUGAUUUAAUGGCUGAGGAAAUGGCCUUGUCCAAUCAAACCAGUGUUUGUGUUGAUACAUUGUCGGAAACUAAACAGAAAUUUGAUUACAAGAACCUUCGUCCAAGCCACUUUAAAAAGAUUAGACUUUUAGGUCGUGGAGAUGUUGGUAAAGUUUAUUUGGUUAGACACAAGGAAACUGGUAGAUAUUUCGCCAUGAAGGUUUUAAAGAAGGAAGAAAUGAUUCAAAGAAAUAAGGUUAAAAGAGUUUUAACCGAACGUGAAAUUCUUGCAACAACAGAUCACCCUUUCAUUGUCACUCUCUAUAGCUCUUUCCAAUCAAAGGAUAAACUUUAUUUCAUCAUGGAAUAUUGUAGUGGAGGAGAGUUCUUCCGUAUGCUUCAAAAACAACCAGGAAAAUGUCUUCCAGAAUCAUCAGUUAGAUUCUAUGCUGCUGAAGUUCUUCUUGCUUUGGAAUAUUUGCACUUUAUGGGCUUUAUCUAUCGUGAUUUGAAACCAGAAAAUAUUUUACUUCACCAAAGUGGACAUGUCAGACUUACAGAUUUUGAUCUUUCUAAACAAACUGUGCAAACAGUCACUCCAAAAAUUGUUAAAGGAUUUUUCUCAUCAGAUAAGAAGAGUAAAUUGGAUACAAAACAAAUUCAACAAUUUAACAGCUUUGUCGGAACUGCUGAAUACCUCAGUCCUGAAAUUAUUGCUGGUUGUGGACAUACUUCAACUGUCGAUUGGUGGACUUUUGGUAUUCUGAUUUAUGAAAUGCUUUUUGGUACUACUCCAUUCAAGGGAUCUUCACAAAAAGAUACUUUUAAUAGUAUUCUUCACAAAAAAUUGGAUUUCCCCAAAGACAAACCUGUCUCAAAAGCUUGUAAGGAACUUAUCAAGAAGCUUUUAGUAUCUGAUCAAGAUAAGAGAUUGGGUCACAAGAAUGGUGCUUCUGAUAUUAAGGUACAUCCAUUCUUCAAGGGUAUCAAUUGGGCUUUAAUUAGAAAUGAACAUCCACCAAUUGUUCUUCAAGUUUCUGAUCCAGAAGAUACCUCCAAUUUCAGACCACUUGUCGAUAGUGACAAUGAAGAAGAGGAUGAAAAUACCGUCGAUCAAGAAGACAAUUCUGAUAGCAACCCAUUCAAAAACUUUGCCUACACUUCUCAAAAGAAAUUAUCAUAUGGUGAUGAUAAGAUCGCUACUAGUAGUACUGCAGAUAAGGGGAAUAAGAAAAAGAAGGAGGACAAGCUCGAUCAAAUAUCUGAACCAAAUGUGAGUGCUAUUGAUGCAACCUCCGAGACAAUUUGUGGGAAUGUUGUUCCAACCUCUUCAAAUGAGCCAGAAAAGAAGAGCAAUUUCAUCCAAAUGGUUCCUAAAUCCUCUAAUAGAGCAUAUAGCUCUUACAAAACUAGUCAAUUUAAUAAGAGAAACGAAUUUGGUGACGAUUUAUCGUUUCCAAGAGCUCAGUCAAAAAAGGGGAAUUUGCAAGUUUUUGCUGAUAAUAUAAUGACAGCAGAAACAUUGGAUUGUCCAGUGUCGAGUCCAGAAACUUCUAAGUUACAACCUAAAACAGAAAUCACAAACAAUGAAAGUUCUUCCAUUGUACAUAAACUCAAUCAAAUUAAAAUAGCAGACAACUCUGAAAGUGAGGAAGAAACACCAUUCUAUACUGCAACAAGCAAUGUGUACAAAAUUCCAAAAGCAUCCUCUAAAGAGAUAAAAACAGCAGAUGUUACAACAACACCAUCUGAGGAUUCAGAUGAUGAAUUCCCUUCUUUAAAUCAAUCAAUGAGUAUCAACAAUGAAUCAAUUCAAAGACCACCAUCUCCAAAGCCAGUUGACAUUACCACUGACAGAGAAAGAAUUGGAAGUUUCCAAACUGAUGAGGAAUCUUUUGCAAACUCCACAAUGCCAGUAGUAAUACCACCGAGCAGCAUCUCUUCUCAAAAACUUGAGGAUUCAUUUAUUCAGGAAGAAUCUAAAAUUGAGGAUAACCCAAUGAAACAGGAUAAUUUUUCUUCUCCUGAGGUAUUUAAAAAAGCAAUUAAUGAAACAGAAAUUAUUAACAUGGAAAAUGAAACCAAGGAUGAAAUUCUAAUUGAAAAUACUAACAACAUUCAACAAACUCAAUAUGAUCCAGAAGAACCAACAUAUUUUGAUCUCAACCAGUCUAAUCUCGACAUAGAGGUUACAGGAGAAGAACACUAUGAAGAAGAAAUUAUUGAGGAACCAAAGUAUCAAACUAAGAAUGACAACUUUGAUCAGUAUUAUCUUGAUGAUGAAGAUCCUGAAUUAUCAAGCGAUGACGAAAUAACAGAAGCACAAAAUUAUCAAGAAGAGAUUCAAGAACAGAUGUACAAUCACCAUGAGGAGGAAGAAAUUAAAUCUAUUUCAGUCCCACAAAAUUCUAACAAGCAUUUGGUUAAAUCAGUAUCUAAGGAAGAAAUUCCAAAAAAGAUAUCUCCAAGGGUGAAACAAAGUUAUUUCGUUGAGGAACAUACCCCUGAACACAAUGUUUCAGAUAUUGAAGAACAGGAAGAAAUUAGAAUGAAGACAGGAUCCCCUUCACAAGAGCUAGCCCAAUUGGAGCAUAAAGAAUUGACCAUGUUUUUAGAAUCCGAGCUUACUAAACUGAAAGAUGAUCUGAAAAAGGAUAGCCAAAUAGCAAAAGGAGUGGCUUCAAAGAGGCUAAGUGAUCUUCCACCUCCUGAGUCUCUUCCAGUCUCCAGUCAACAACAACCAAUAUCAUUAACCCUAAAUUUGGAUGCUAAAUACAAAUAUGCAAGAAAAGCAUUGCUUAGACAAUACUUUAAGGAUAGAAGCUCAUCCAAAGAAAAGUUGACCGAUGAGUUUGCAAAAUUAGGUCAACCUAUUGAUCUCAAUACAUCUCUAAAAUUGGAGAGAUGGGAUAAAGAAAAUAGAGAAUUGGAAAGACUGAAAGCAUCAAGAAGAAAAUAUGAGAAGGAUCUUGAAAAUCUGGAAAAGCUUGUAGAAAUUGAACAGAUGGAACAUGAUGUCGAGCUAGCAAAGACCAAGUCACACAUUGUCUCUAAAAACAAACCAAUGGAAACCAAGCCAAAGAAAGGGUAUUCCCAAUUAUUGCACAACAAGAUGGAGUUUAUGGGCAAAACUCUAGUAUCCUCAUCGGAUAAUAUUAAAGAGGAUGAACCUGAAGUAUUAGUCAAACAAAUAUACCUCCUCAAAACUGAGAGGGAAAAAUACCAAUCACUUGUUGAAAAGCAGAAAGAAGUGAUCAAAACCUUAACAGAAGAUCUUUUAACAGAGGGUGAAUUUUCUCCAAAGGAAAAACUUCAAAUCAUUGACAAUAUUAUGCGACAGGCUCCAAUCUUACACAAUGAGGAAACAAUUAAGGAAUCGUACUCAUCUCCAAUGUGUGACCCUAAAAUCCAAGCUGAGGAGGAUAAAACUCUUAGUGAAAAAGAAUCAAAGCAAGGCAAAACAGAAAAAAAGAAAAAGAGCAAAAACAUGAAGAAAAAGUCAGGUUCGGAAGAUGAAGAACCUCUCAAGAAAAAGACAAGUUCAAAGACAAAGGAGAGCAAUUCAGAACCUAACAGAUCUUCUACUCCCAAGAUGAAGACAACAACAAAUAGACCUUCAUCUGCAUCUAGUUUAACACGGAGACCAUCUUCCUCUCUUUCGGAACCAAUGAAUAAUACAGAGAGACGAAAAACAAUAAUAAGGCCAACAUCACCUUCACUCACUAAGAGGCCUUCAUCAGCUGCGGGAACAAGAAAAGUCACAAUUUCUCUUGACCAACCCGUAUCAGAAUCUAGGAAAACAAGACCUGGUAGUGCCAGCUCUGCUCUAUGUGAUAAAAUUGUUGAUAGGCUUUAUGAAGGAGGAAUUGAAAAACAGGCAAAAGCUAGGGAAUGGGCUACAAAUCAGAAAAAGAUACAAGAAGCCAAGGUAAUGCAAGAAAUGAGAGAAAAACCUAUUCUUAACAGGAAUUCUAUCGAGAUUAUUAACAGAAAAUAUCAUGCAUCGGGAACAUUUAGGGAGAUUGACUCACCAAUGGAAUCAUUUAAGAGAAAUAGUGGAGAGUCUCCAACUUUUGAACUCAGAGCUCAUAGUAGUGCAGGAAGUUUAGAAGAGAUGAGACUCAUGAGACAAGACUCUAGGAGAAGAAGAGUAAAGGAAUACUAUAUAAUGAAAGAAAGUAUGUCCGAGUGUACAUUUACCCCAAAUCUAAGCAAGAAAACAAACGAAUUGAUUUCACAAAAAAGAUCAAAAGAAGAAGGACCAAUUUACAAAAAACUUUUCGAGGAAGCUAAAGAAAAAGAAGAACAAAAUGCCAAAAUAAGACAAGUUGCUGUAAAUAUGAGAGAAGAGGAAGAAAAGAAACAACUAGUUAAACCAAAAGUGUGGAAGAAUCCAGAGGAAGAACAAGCAUUUAUCAAUAGAAUGUUGGAAUCAGGAAAAAUUAAAGAAAAAAAGAUGGAAGAGCUGAGAGAGAAAGUUUUUGAAAAGGAAAAUCCUUUCAAACCACAAAUCAAUAACAAUGACAUCUCAGAUAGGUCUGACAUUUGUGAACAUUUGUACAAACAAGGAGUGGAAGUUCAAAAGAGAAGACAAUUCAUUAAGGAGCAAUAUGAUCAAUAUCUUGAAAAUAUUGCAGCAACUAGACACACAAACAAGGAGAGUACAAAAUACAUCCAAGGCAUGAAGGAGAAGAGGAUAUUCUCCUUAUUCAAUUUAUUCUGUAUUGAAUCUAACUCUGAUAAUAUGCAAGUUGGAAAGCUUCACGGUGUUAUUGAACCAUUGCUAGAAAAAUUUGGAGAACCAAUGGCAUUAGUCGUUCCACUUUUAGAGCAUAAUUUUGGAAACAAGGCUUUCACAAGCGAGAUUGAACUUGGAAGAUUUAGCUUCCCAAAUCAAGUUAUUACAAAAUCAAAUUGA
Molecule: messenger RNA, 5258 nt
Organism: Naegleria gruberi
Lineage: Eukaryota; Heterolobosea; Eutetramitea; Acrasida; Naegleriidae
Product: serine/threonine protein kinase
Exons: 6
Coding region: 198-5258 (1686 amino acids)
Biological process (GO): protein phosphorylation; intein-mediated protein splicing
Cellular component (GO): plasma membrane; cytoplasm; nucleus
Molecular function (GO): protein serine/threonine kinase activity; ATP binding
Source: RefSeq, a predicted model, not a curated record